Zingiber officinale is the source of this 1698-nucleotide messenger RNA. RefSeq names its product patatin-like protein 3. The transcript has 3 exons. The record is from RefSeq and is a predicted model, not a curated record. The coding region runs from base 191 to 1477 and encodes 428 amino acids. NCBI's taxonomy places the organism in Eukaryota, Viridiplantae, Streptophyta, Magnoliopsida, Zingiberales, Zingiberaceae. Gene Ontology annotation, biological process: lipid metabolic process.
CGGCCCUCGUCGCCGCGGGAGCCCCCACUGAUCAGCGAUCGCUCGCUGCACGAGCGAGUGCUAACUUGCGCCGCCCGGCCCCACGCCGCUAGCUCGGCCUCUGCCCCUUUAUUUGGAGCUCGAAGCCGGUGGCGUUAUCCGUCUUCCUCGGCCACUAGCGUCGGCGCUCGCCCGUCCGCCUGCAGUUGCCAUGGCCGUGGAUGUCGACAGGCUCAGCUACGAGAUAUUCUCUAUCCUCGAGAGCAAGUUUCUCUUCGGCUACGACGACUCCCCCCAACCUUCGGUCCUCUCCUCUGCUUCGACCGGUACCCCACCCACGGCUGCUGGUCCCGGCGGUAGAGUCCGCAUUCUGUCCAUCGACGGUGGAGGGCACCCUUCUGAAGCCCUCCUGGCCGCCGCCUCCCUCGCCCGCCUUGAGUCCUCCCUCACCCGGCUUUCCGGCAAUCCCUCCGCUCGCGUCGCUGAUUUCUUCGACGUGGCCUCCGGAUCGGGGGCCGGAGGCGUCCUUGCAUUGAUGCUCUUCGCCCGAGGCGCUGACGGUCGGCCCCUCUUCUCAGCCGACGAGGCGCAGCGGCUCCUCGCAGCCUGGAGCGGCCGGUCGCCGUUCCGAUCCGGUCAGAGGGGGAGUGUGCUGGAGCGACUGCUCAGACGGAGGCCUUGGCGGAGGCUCCGGCGAGCGUUCGGCGACGCGACGCUGAGGGACACAGUGAAGCCGGUGCUGAUCCCGUGCUACGACCUCGCCACCGGGGCCGCCUUCCUCUUCUCUCGGGCGGACGCGAUGGAGGCCGACGGGUACGACUUCCGCAUCCAGGAGGUCUGCGCCGCCACCUGCGCGGACCCUGCGUUCCCCGCGGUGGAGAUUAGCUCCACCGACUGUCGCACGCGGAUCGCCGCCGUGGGAAGCGGCAUCGCGAUGGGGAACCCUGCGGCAGCAGCCAUCACACACGUGCUCAACAACAAGCCGGAGUUCCCCUUCGCCGUAGGGGUGGACGAUCUAAUGCUUCUUUCCUUAGGAACCAACAUCUCCGCUACUCAAAAAGCACCGAGGCGGCCGGCGAAAUCGACUGCGGAACUCGUGAGGAUCACCGUCGACGGCACCGCCGACAUGGUGGACCAGGCAAUUGCGAUGGCCUUUGGACAUAAUCGGAUAAAUAAUUACGUGCGAAUUCAGGAUAACGGGUUUGGAUCGGGUAAUUCUGCUCCGAGAACUAGCGAUCCGAAAGAUUUGAUGCGAACUUUGGAGGACACGUUGCUGCAGAGGAACGUUGAAUCGUCGUUGUUCAGAGGGAAGAAGGUAUCGGAGCAAACAAACGCAGAGAAGCUGGAGCGGUUCGCCGGCGAGCUGAUCAAGGAGGAGGAGAAAAGGAAGAAGAGCUUGAUUCCGAUAGUGGUGCUGAAGCAGGUUAUAACUCCGAGCACUUCCUCCACCGUGUCGAGCGUCGUCACCGCCGCCACAUCGAGGACGUCGACUUCUUGAUCGCUGCCGUUUAAAACAGCUUCGAAGUUCGAUGGAUUAGGGGAAUAAGAGAUCAAGCGCUGCUGCUUGUGUACAUUUCGUAGGUACAUUUGGGUUUUCUAAGGUAGGCCAGUUCAAGAUUUUGGUUGAAUUAGAUCUUAAAUAUCUACCAAAUUUGACAUCUUGUUCAUUUCAUAUUUGAUGGUAGUAAUCAAUCUCUGGCUCCAAGUCUUACUUUAAAA